AGCCACCUGGGUCGGGGGGUUUGCGGGGCGGGACCCUGCAGCAGGUGAGGUUGGUCUGGUUAGACCGGGCCCGGAGCGGGGGAGAGGAAGAGCGGCGAGGUCAGCUGUUCGAUGUGUUCGGGCGUCGACACCGCCCCGCGCUCUUGCCUGAGGCCCUCGGGCCCCACCGCCCACACCAUGUUCCUGGCGCGCUUGACUUCUCAGCUGGGCAGAGCUGUUCCCUGGGCAGGCUGCAGUCGGCCCUGGCCUGUCUCAGGGAUGCUGGGCAGUCAUGCUUGCCGGCCCCCGUACACCUUGCAGCCAGCAGGCUCAAGUAGGGCUGCCUCACUCCCUGGCAAGGGGGCCCAGCUGGAGCCUGAAGACUUGCUGAUUCCCAGGAAGAUGGCCAUCAGCCCCCUGGAAAGCUGGCUAACCGCCCGCUACCUAUUUCCCAGAUUGGAUGCUGGGACCCCAGUGACUGUGGCUCCAGCCCAAUUCUAUGAGUGUCCACCUAGCCGUAUGGAAGAGGGAGCCAAGCAGGGAGGUGAGGGGGUUUGGGAUGCACCUGCGAUACAGUGCAAAAACGUGCUGAAGAUCCGCCGGCGGAAGAUGAACCACCACAAAUACCGCAAGCUGGUCAAGAGGACCCGAUUCCUGCGGCGAAAGGUUCGGGAAGGACGUUUGAAACAGAAGCAGAUCAAGUUUGAGAGAGACCUGAAGCGCAUCUGGCUGAAGGCGGGCCUGAAGGAAGCCCCAGAGGGCUGGCAGACCCCCAAGAUCUAUGGAAAGAACAAAUGAGUCUGGGGUCCCAUCCCCCCACCUGUUGCUGCUGGUGACCCAUUGUAAUAAACGUUGGGGAGGGACUCAGCUCUCCUGGGCUGGCCUGGAGCCUCUUCUGCCUGGUGUGAGCUCUCUUGACAUAGAGGCCAGCCUUUAUUGUAGGAGCCCAGGGCCCUAGGGUGGUUCAUUGGCCUCCCCUGCCCCAACUGACCCUCGCCCUUCAUUCUGACUCCUGGUCUGUGGGAACAGCAGCCUUGCUGAAUGCGUACAUAUGUGCUGUGGGGUUGUUGUGAACAGCCCAGGAAGAUGGGCUUUAAUGGGUACACAGAUGUCAAAGUUCUAAGGGGUAGCACUGGGACUGGCAAGUACCCAGGUUGAGGAGAGUAGUAAGUUAUAGUUUCUGAGUGAGAGGGUCAGUGAGGGCUCAGUAGGGAGGCAGAAAAGGCCCUGAUUUCCUUAGAGAUGGUACAUAGGACCCUGCAGGUUCCAAGCUUUCUGAGCUGCCCUGGUUAGCUGGGAUGGUCAUGUCAAGCCACAGCGGUAGGGCACUGGUUUUCCUGCCAUCCUUCCCAUGGUACCUCAGCCCAUUUGGAGACCUUGGCCUCCUGUUGGCUUCCCAGACUUUGCCACAUCCUAAGGUCCUCUGUUGGGGUGGGGGCUAAUCAUAAAGGGUGGCCUAGAGAGUAUACUUUGGAAGGUUCAGGGCUGGGACUAGCUGAGGAAAUGGUUGUGUUCACUGAGGUGGAAAAACCUGGAGCCUUAGCUUGAUGAGGAAGCCCCCAUUAGUCCAGGUUUCCCUGUGAAGAGGAACACAUGACCCCAGUUAGUUGGAGGCUCAGGAAGGACCCUGGACUUAGCCACUGUGUGAGAGAACUGAGCUGCAAACAAGAGGGCCUGGGUAGGGGCCCAGGAAUGCCAGAUGACUCUUCUCAUCCACCUUGUUCCUUGACCCCUGACGUCUCAAUUUACACAAUAGGAAUUUGGUCACAUCUUUCCUGGGCUGUAGGCUACAACCUCUUUUGUGUCCCCAUUCCAGGUUAGGGCUGGGCCCCUCUCAACAGGACUG
Messenger RNA from Castor canadensis (American beaver), 1825 nucleotides. RefSeq names its product aurora kinase A interacting protein 1 (gene Aurkaip1). Gene Ontology annotation, cellular component: mitochondrion. The record is from RefSeq and is a predicted model, not a curated record. NCBI's taxonomy places the organism in Eukaryota, Metazoa, Chordata, Mammalia, Rodentia, Castoridae.